AUGAAACUAGGUAUAGGACUGCAGCCCAGGACUGCAUUUAAAGCCCACAUCCUACAUAGUUCAGCCCAUCCCAGCUCCGUCCCUGGUGGUGAUUAUGGCUUUGCGAAGUUUCAUGGUGGGUCCCCAGACCAGGGAUCAGUUGGGUCUGGGACAAAGAGGUCUAACGCAUCAUCUGGCAGUAGGCCUCGUAAUCGCAAGGAAUUUCUUUAUAGAUUUGUGGACAGUGGCAUGCUGACUGCAAAACUUGAGGACUGGUUUGAAUCUAUAUCCAAUAAAUCAGAACCGGAGAAACCUGCCUUUGAUGUGCCUUUUGAGUUGAUAGAACUUCAAAAGUUUGACUAUGCAUUGGAAGGGAUUUCAUUUCAGCAGGUGAUUAGGAUGCCCAAUGCCGUUUAUGCUUCAACAUCUGAUGCUGUCGAAGCAACUGCUUAUCUUGCUAUUGAAGAUUUUUUGCAUGCCGGUGUGAAGGGCUUGUGGGAAGCAUUCUGGAGUCAGGAUGAGCCGAUGCCUUUCUCUGUUGCUUGUCUAUACGAUGAAAACUUAAAAUUCUACCAGGCUGAGAAAGCAGUUGCUGAUGGUAAGCUUGGAGGUCUUUGUGCUACUAGUAUAUUGCUUACAAACCCUAGACAUCCCCAUGGGAAGUGGGAUCAAAUUCUUGAACUGGCUCUUUUAAGGCCUGAUAUCAGAAACUUUGCGAUGGAUAGUGACAGGCAGCUCCCUCUAUCUGUUUUAGGUGAGGCCCUUUUCUAUGCUCUACGUGUAUUAUUAUCAAGAAGCUUGAGCAGACUGAACUACUCUCAGAGUUCAAACUCAGUUUUUAUUCUUCUUGUUGAUUCUCAGUAUGGUGGGGUAGUAAAGGUUGAAGGAGAUGUAAAUAAGUUGGUGUUUGAUGUCAAUAAUGUUUAUGAAUGCGCUGCUGAAUGGAUUAUAAAACAUUCUAGGAUUGCAGUCUCUUCGGUUGAUAGGAUCUGGAACAAGCUUGGAAAUGCCAACUGGGGAGAUAUCGGCGCUUUACAAUUACUUUUUGCUACCUUCCAUUGUAUCAUGCAAUUCGCUGGAUUUCCCAAGCAUUCAGUAGAGGAUUUAGCUGCUGAUCAUGGUCCUCGUCUCCAAGCAAGAAGGGCUGAGAGGCAGUUGGGGGAUGCCCAGGUGAAUGGAAAUGGUCUAUUUCGGUUCCAGCAACGCAGUGUAUCCCCUGAAAUUGUUGAAGUUCAAGAUGAUUCUGUCAAAAUUGAGACUGAACAGUUAAUGAAGCUAGAAGUAGGAUCUGUAUUAUGGUUGGAGGAUUCUAACUGGCAAAAAGGUUACCAGAUCAAUCAAGUCUUGAAUAACAGUGAACAUCCAUAUUAUAUUGCAUCUCCAGUUGAAGAUCCUCAGAAAAGGCUGUUUCUGUAUGUUGGUUCUCAUCCUUCCCAGCUGGAGCCUGCGUGGGAGGAUAUGAAUCUGUGGUAUCAGGUUCAGAGGCAGACCAAAAUUUUGACUAUUAUGAAACAGAAAGGUCUAUCUAGCAAGUAUCUCCCUCAGUUGAGUGCUUCUGGCAGGAUUAUUCACCCUGGUCAGUGUCAGCGACCCAGCUCUGGUGGGAACUGUGAUCACCCCUGGUGUGGCACCCCCAUUCUUGUGACCAGCCCAGUUGGUGAGACAGUGUCUCAGUUGAUAAGUGAGGCCAGAUUUGGUAUGGAGGAGGCUGUUAGGUGUUGCCAUGAUUGCUUAUCUGCACUUUUGACUGCUGCUUCUGCAGGGAUUCGCCAUGGAGACAUCAGGCCAGAGAACGUGGUUUGUGUCAGAUCUGCUGUGAGGCAACCUUAUUUUGUUCUUAUUGGUUGGGGACGUGCUAUACUUGAAGAUAGGGACCGCCCUGCAAUGAACCUUCAUUUCUCUUCAACUUAUGCUCUCCAGGAGGGAAAGCUGUGCUCAGCUUCAGAUGCAGAGAGCCUUGUUUAUAUGCUUUAUAUUUCCUGUGGUGGAGUUUUACCUGAUCUUGAUUCAGUUGAGGGGGCACUGCAGUGGAGAGAGACUUCUUGGUCUAGGAGAUUGAUUCAGCAGAAGUUAGGUGAUGCGUCAACCGUGUUGAAAGCAUUUGCCGAUUAUGUUGAUAGUCUAUGUGGGACACCGUAUCCCAUGGACUAUGAUAUAUGGCUAAGAAGGUUGAGGAGAAAUAUAAAUGAGGAUGAUCAUGGGAAGGAAAUUGAUACGUCGGGCUAA
This is a messenger RNA of Prunus armeniaca (apricot), 2205 nucleotides long. The record is from the annotation of a GenBank genome assembly. NCBI's taxonomy places the organism in Eukaryota, Viridiplantae, Streptophyta, Magnoliopsida, Rosales, Rosaceae.